Molecule: messenger RNA, 900 nt
Organism: Yarrowia lipolytica CLIB122
Lineage: Eukaryota; Fungi; Ascomycota; Dipodascomycetes; Dipodascales
Source: RefSeq, a predicted model, not a curated record
AUGUCUAUCAAGCGAGAAGAGUCCUUUACUCCCACCCCCGAGGACCUGGGAUCUCCCCUGACAGCUGAUUCUCCUGGCUCUCCCGAGUCUGGAGACAAGCGAAAGAAGGAUCUCACUCUGCCCCUUCCUGCUGGUGCUCUUCCCCCUCGAAAGAGAGCUAAGACAGAGAACGAAAAGGAGCAGAGACGCAUCGAGCGGAUCAUGCGAAACCGGCAGGCGGCACAUGCGUCUCGAGAGAAGAAGCGACGACAUUUGGAGGACCUGGAGAAGAAGUGCUCGGAGUUGUCGUCCGAAAACAACGAUCUACACCACCAGGUGACUGAGUCCAAGAAGACCAACAUGCACCUCAUGGAACAACACUACUCGCUGGUGGCCAAGCUGCAGCAGCUCUCGUCGCUCGUCAACAUGGCCAAGUCUUCCGGAGCUUUGGCCGGCGUUGAUGUCCCCGACAUGAGCGAUGUGUCUAUGGCCCCCAAGUUGGAGAUGCCCACCGCGGCUCCUUCCCAGCCCAUGGGUCUCGCCAGCGCGCCCACCCUCUUCAACCACGAUAAUGAGACCGUCGUCCCCGACUCUCCUAUUGUGAAGACCGAGGAAGUCGACUCUACAAACUUUCUCCUCCACACGGAGUCCUCCUCCCCCCCCGAACUAGCUGAGAGCACUGGCUCAGGCUCGCCAUCGUCGACUCUGUCCUGCGACGAAACUGAUUAUCUUGUGGACCGGGCGCGUCAUCCAGCAGUGAUGACUGUCGCAACUACUGACCAGCAGCGUCGGCACAAGAUUUCAUUUUCAUCAAGGACGAGCCCGUUGACGACGAGCUUGGACUGCAUGGACUGUCGGAUGACUUCACCCUGUUUGAAGACAACAAGCAGCCUGCCCAGCACGACUUUAUUGCUGAUCUAG